GUUUCCUUACCCCAGCCCCCAGCAACCUUAUCCCGCCCCUGGGGGUUCGUGGGCAUUUUUCAGGAACUUUCUUUCCGGCUUGAGAAGCCGCCACUCCCAAGAUGGAGGUACGUUGCGCCGCCAUUAAGAGCUAGCCCCCAGAACCAUCCUAAGGCUUCACAGUCCUGCCCAAGAUGGCCGUCUCGGCUUUGGCACCGCCCCUACUCCUGACUCUCCCAACAUGGCUACCCUGACUCCCCGUUCCCCGUGCGGGACGUACGACCGGAAGUGACGGGUCCAGACAUUUCCGCUUUCUUUCUGCAGCAGGAACCGUGGCUGCCGGACAAGAGGGGAGCGGUGGAUACUGACCUUUGCUCCGGCCUCGUCGUGAAGACACAGCGCAUCUUCCCGCUUUCGGCUUCCUCCCACAGAACCCGUUUCGGGCCUCAGAGCCUCUGGCGAGAUGCUGCUGCCGCUCCUGCUGCUGCUACCCGUGUGCUGGGCCGUGGAGGUCAAGAGGCCCCGGGGCGUCUCCCUCACCAAUCAUCACUUCUAUGAUGAGUCCAAGCCUUUCACCUGCCUGGACGGUUCGGCCACCAUCCCAUUCGAUCAGGUCAACGAUGACUAUUGCGACUGCAAAGAUGGCUCUGACGAGCCAGGCACGGCUGCCUGUCCUAACGGCAGCUUCCACUGCACCAACACUGGCUAUAAGCCCCUGUAUAUCCCCUCUAACCGGGUCAACGAUGGUGUUUGUGACUGCUGCGAUGGAACAGACGAGUACAACAGCGGCAUCGUCUGUGAGAACACCUGCAAAGAGAAGGGCCGUAAGGAGAGGGAGUCCCUUCAGCAGAUGGCCGAGGUCACCCGCGAGGGGUUCCGCCUGAAGAAGAUCCUUAUUGAGGACUGGAAGAAGGCGCGGGAGGAGAAGCAGAAAAAGCUCGUUGAGCUCCAGGCUGGGAAGAAGUCUCUGGAAGACCAGGUGGAGAUGCUGCGGACAGUGAAAGAAGAAGCCGAGAAGCCAGAGAAAGAGGCCAAAGAGCAGCACCAGAAGCUGUGGGAAGAGCAGCUGGCUGCCGCCAAGGCCCAACGGGAGCAGGAGCUGGCGGCUGAUGCCUUCCAGGAGCUGGAUGACGACAUGGACGGGACGGUCUCGGUGACCGAGCUGCAGACUCAUCCAGAGCUGGACACAGAUGGGGAUGGGGCGUUGUCGGAAGCAGAAGCUCAGGCCCUCCUCAGCGGGGACACACAGACAGACGCCACCUCUUUCUUCGACCGCGUCUGGGCCGCCAUCAGGGACAAGUACCGGUCCGAGGCACUGCCCACUGACCUUCCAGCACCUUCUGCCCCUGACUUGACGGAGCCCAAGGAGGAGCAGCCACCAGUGCCCUCGCCACCCACGGAAGAGGAGGAGGAGGAGGAGGAAGAAGAGGAGGCUGAAGAAGAAGAGGAGGAGGAGGAGGAUUCUGAGGUGCAGGGGGAGCAGCCCAAGGAGGCCCUACUGCCACUGGCACCCCCGCAGCCAGCCAGCCCUGCCGAGGAAGACAAGAUGCCGCCGUACGACGAGCAGACGCAGGCCUUCAUCGAUGCUGCCCAGGAGGCCCGCAACAAGUUCGAGGAGGCCGAGCGGUCGCUGAAGGACAUGGAGGAGUCCAUCAGGAACCUGGAGCAAGAGAUUUCUUUUGACUUUGGCCCCAACGGGGAGUUUGCGUACCUGUACAGCCAGUGCUACGAGCUCACCACCAACGAGUACGUCUACCGCCUCUGCCCCUUCAAGCUUGUCUCGCAGAAACCCAAACUUGGGGGCUCUCCCACCAGCCUCGGCACCUGGGGCUCCUGGGCUGGCCCCGAGCACGACAGGUUCAGUGCCAUGAAGUAUGAGCAAGGCACGGGCUGCUGGCAGGGCCCCAACCGCUCCACCACCGUGCGCCUCCUAUGCGGGAAAGAGACCAUGGUGACCAGCACCACGGAGCCCAGUCGCUGCGAGUACCUCAUGGAGCUGAUGACGCCAGCCGCCUGCCUGGAGCCACCGCCUGAAGCACCCACCGAAGACGACCAUGACGAGCUCUAGCUGGAUGGGCGCAGAGAACCGCAAGAAGGCAUGAAGCCGGCCCCUGCAGUGCCGUCCACCCGCCCCUCUGUCCGGGGCUGCCUGUGGCUCUGUUGCCCUCCUCUGUGGGGCAGGACCUUUGUGGGGCUUCGUGCCCUGUUCUGGGGCCCAGGCAGGGCUGGUCCACAUUCCCAGGCCCCAAUGGCCUCCAAAGAUGGGUAAAGGAGCUUGCCCUCCCUGGGCCCCCCACCUUGGUGACUCACCCCACCACCCCAGCCCUGUCCCUGCCACUCCUCCUGGUGGGGACCAGUGAAUGACUUGACCUGUGACCUCAAUACAAUAAAUGUGAUCCCCCACCCAAA
This is a messenger RNA of Chlorocebus sabaeus (green monkey), 2388 nucleotides long. RefSeq names its product PRKCSH beta subunit of glucosidase II (gene PRKCSH). Gene Ontology annotation, cellular component: glucosidase II complex. The record is from RefSeq and is a predicted model, not a curated record. Gene Ontology annotation, molecular function: protein binding; calcium ion binding. NCBI's taxonomy places the organism in Eukaryota, Metazoa, Chordata, Mammalia, Primates, Cercopithecidae. Gene Ontology annotation, biological process: liver development; N-glycan processing.